Molecule: messenger RNA, 294 nt
Organism: Micromonas pusilla CCMP1545
Lineage: Eukaryota; Viridiplantae; Chlorophyta; Mamiellophyceae; Mamiellales; Mamiellaceae
Exons: 1
Coding region: 1-294 (97 amino acids)
Source: RefSeq, a predicted model, not a curated record
AUGGGCUUCAACUGCUUCGCGCGGUUCUGCCUGCCGUGGCGAUCGAACCUGACGUUCGGGCUCGCGAGCCUCGCGUUGACGACGUUUUACUUCGUGCGGUACAUGCAGUACGCGCUGCGCGCGAGCGAGCGGGGGAUCUUAGACGAGGGCGUCUUCGGUUUCAACGACGUGGUCCGCACCGGUUUGUUCAUGGCCGUGACGCACUUUUACGCCAUGGUCGGCGGCUCGCACGUGCGUUCUAUCUCACACUGGUCCCCAUACGACCCCGUUGGCGCGGUGAACGCGAUUCCUUAA